AUGUUGACCGCGUGGCUGCAAUCCAGGGGCCUGCCGGAAUCCGACUGCUUCAAGUACUACGACACCCUCGGCGGCGGACGCGGCUGCCGCUUCGCAGACGGAAUGUGUGACGGCUUUAUUGAUGAGGAGUACACUCCAUGCGACGCAUCUCAGGGCCUGCCGGAAUCCGACUGCUUCAAGUACUACGACACCCUCGGCGGGGGACGCGGCUGCCGCUUCGCGGACGGAAUGUGUGACGGCUUUAUUGAUGAGGACUACACCCCAUGCGACGCAUCUCACGUACCCCUGCUGACCGUCGAGCUGUUCAAACUUCACAACAAGCGUGCACAGUUCUUUGGGAAGAAGCUCCAUGGUAAUCUGGAGUGA
Messenger RNA from Emiliania huxleyi CCMP1516, 366 nucleotides. RefSeq lists its product as hypothetical. Lineage: Eukaryota; Haptophyta; Isochrysidales; Noelaerhabdaceae. The coding region runs from base 1 to 366 and encodes 121 amino acids. The transcript has 3 exons. The record is from RefSeq and is a predicted model, not a curated record.